Messenger RNA from Panicum virgatum (switchgrass), 1475 nucleotides. RefSeq lists its product as uncharacterized. The transcript is spliced from 2 exons. The record is from RefSeq and is a predicted model, not a curated record. NCBI's taxonomy places the organism in Eukaryota, Viridiplantae, Streptophyta, Magnoliopsida, Poales, Poaceae. The coding region runs from base 16 to 1239 and encodes 407 amino acids.
UCAACCAGCACAGCAAUGGCGGCGGUGGCGAGAUGGGCUCUCCUGCUCCUCCUUGGCCUCGCGCUCCUUGCCCCGGCCGCGCUGGCUGCCGAUAACAAGGAAAAAGACAAGGGCAAGGAGAAGGAGAAGGAGAAGGAGAAAGAGAAGGACAAGGACAAGGACAAGUAUCCGCCCCCGCCGUACCAUACCCCGCCACCGCCGCCACAAGUGCCAUCUCCCCCGCCACCGAUCGCUUCAUACCCGCCUCCACCUAUCGUCUCGUCGCCGCCUCCACCCGUCGUCGUCUCGUCCCCACCGCCACCGCUGCCUCCGUCACCCGUGCCAGUGCCGCCUUCGCCGAGCAGCAACGUGGUCUCCUGCGAGAACACCGCGGCGUACCCCACCUGCACAGCUCCGGCGACCUGCCCCAAGAGGUGCAAGCAGUCGUGCCACAUGGACUGCGAGACCUGCAAACCCGUCUGCGAUUGCAACCUGCCAGGGGCGGUGUGCGAGGACCCGCGCUUCAUCGGCGGCGACGGCAACACGUUCUACUUCCACGGGCGCAGGGGCCGGGACUUCUGCCUGCUCUCCGACGCCGACCUCCACAUCAACGCCCACUUCAUCGGCAGCCACGUCCCGGGCGCCGGGAGGGACCCGACCUGGGUACAGGCCAUCGCCGUCCAGUUCUCGGGCCACCGCCUCUACGUCGGGGCGCGCAGGACCGCCGCCUGGGACGACGAGGCCGACCGCCUCGCCAUCGUCUUCGACGGAGCGCCCGUCGAGGUCCAGGGCGUCGCGAACGCCAGGUGGGAGGCGCCGUCGUCGCCCCUGUCUGUGACGCGAACCAAGGCCGCCAACGGGGUCGUGGUGGAGCUCGCCGGGGUGUUCAAGAUCACGGCCAACGCCGUGCCCAUCACCGUGGAGGACUCGAGGGCCCACAACUACGGGCUCCGCGGCGGCGACUGCCUCGCGCACCUGGACCUGGCGUUCAGGUUCUACUCGCUCACCGACGACGUGCACGGCGUGCUGGGGCAGACCUACCGGAGCAGCUACGUGAACCGGCUCGACGUGUCCGCGAGGAUGCCCGUCAUGGGAGGCGAGAGGGACUUCGCCGCGUCCGGCCUGUUCGCCACAGACUGCCCCGUCGCCCGGUUCGCGCGCGGCCGCAGUGUCGACGCGCUCGUCGUUGCCGCGGACGAGCUCACCGGCGUCGAGUGCUCCACCGGCCUCGGCGGCGUUGGAGUGGUGUGCAAGAAGUAAACGCGGACCCCGUGGCGCUCGUGCGCCGCAACAGAGAAAUAAUCGAUGUGCACGUACGCACAUGCAAAGAUCGUGAGUUCACUAGUUCAGUACAAUAAGCUACCCCAUGAAGGUAGCCGUGUGAAACCAUGGACCGUGCUGCUCUGCUCCUGUUACACGUGCGUGUAUCCUAUUCUAAUGAGUCGCUAAGACCACUCUGAUGCUUAAUUUGGAAAGAUUCUUAAUUUCUUAUGAUU